GUCCUGUAGAGAAAGAAUGACGAAUUGUUGUUCCAAAUGGUGGAGAGAUUUUUUCCGACGAAGCUGAGUUACGGCGACGUUAAUCGCCGGCGGGACUACCUCACUCUACUCUCCGGCCCAGUUUCCUCAGGCAAAACCUCUCUGCUUUUUCAGUUUGCUCUCAAUCUCGCGAGCGCUUCUACAGACUCUCGCGUCGUCUUCAUCUGUCACCGGAAAAAACUCGAAUCCAAUCCUCCGUUUCUCUCUCAGGGAAUCGAUCCUUCCUCCGAUGUAUUCAAUCGGAUUCAGAUGAAAUAUGUGGAUGAUGAUGAAGGAAUCAGGAAGUACUUUGCUGCGUUUCAUCUUCAUCAUGUUGAUGAUUCACCAGUUGCUGUUAUAAUUGAUGAUUUUGGUGAUUACUUUACACAAUUGAACUCGGUAACGAGUUCUCGGGCUAGAGAUAUGGCGAUGGUUCGGACUCUUGCUCUAUGCCACAAUGCUAUAGUUGAUGCUAAUAGGAAAGCCUUUUGUGAGCUUGUCUUAUCCGAGACUAACCAUGGAGAUUCCCCGAGGUCGUUGUUCAUCUACAAACGAUGGAUCGCGAAGAUCUUUUCGAUAAAAGCUCAUGGUGAUGGAUCGUUUGUCUUGACAAGUAAUGGUGCAUUCGAGAAAACUGCCAAGUAUUCGAUCGCGCUGCAAUAUCUUAUCUUGGAGCAGAUGAUUGAUGCUUGAUGAUUGAUUUAUCCGUUUCUUAAAAUUCUUGCUGUUUUGAAAAGUUUUGCAAAUUGGUAAUUUGCAUUAUUAGGUUCUUAAUAUGAAAUUGUCUUUCUUAGCUUAAUUUUAGAAAACAGAAAGAAAAGUGACUCUAGCUAGCUUUGCGACUCUCAUAGAAAGAAAAGUGAGCCUCUUUGCUCUAUUUGCUCGCAAGCUUGGGUCAGCUUGGGAUCUCAUAUUCUAAUUACAGAAUUUGAUUUUGAUUGUCAAAGUGAAAUUGAACUAUAGGUAAUAAGCA
Messenger RNA from Capsella rubella, 991 nucleotides. RefSeq lists its product as uncharacterized. The transcript has 7 exons. Gene Ontology annotation, biological process: double-strand break repair via homologous recombination. The coding region runs from base 37 to 711 and encodes 224 amino acids. Lineage: Eukaryota; Viridiplantae; Streptophyta; Magnoliopsida; Brassicales; Brassicaceae. Gene Ontology annotation, cellular component: Shu complex. The record is from RefSeq and is a predicted model, not a curated record. Gene Ontology annotation, molecular function: single-stranded DNA binding.